Molecule: messenger RNA, 2283 nt
Organism: Capronia epimyces CBS 606.96
Lineage: Eukaryota; Fungi; Ascomycota; Eurotiomycetes; Chaetothyriales; Herpotrichiellaceae
Exons: 1
Coding region: 1-2283 (760 amino acids)
Biological process (GO): ribosomal large subunit biogenesis; ribosomal large subunit export from nucleus
Cellular component (GO): nucleolus
Source: RefSeq, a predicted model, not a curated record
AUGGUCAAACGGAAACUCGGCGCCCUUGAAAAAGUGGACGCAGAUCUCGCAAAUCUACAGAACAAAAUUAAACGCGAUCCGACUUCCUACCAGACCGACUUCCUGUACCAGCAUGUGCAAUAUGAGAACCAACGGCAGAUCUUCCUGCAAGCGCCAACGUCGGCCUCGGACAGCGGCGUCAUAUCGUUUCGCGAGUUGAUCGAAUUCGUGGCCCACGUGUCGGACUGCUAUAAAGAACAGACGAAAGAGUUCCCGCGGCAGCUCAUAGAAAUUCUGUCCGCGCACCAUGCCACGCUUGAACCGGAGCUGCGAGAGAAGAUUGUGGGCAGUCUGGUGCUGCUGAGGAGGAAGGAUCUCAUCGACUCCCAUACCCUACACCAAUCUCUGUUCCCCAUCCUGAUCUCGACGCCGAGCAAGUCUCUCCGCGCCCUGCUUUUUCAGAAGAUCCUCAGCGACUUGCGGACUGCGAACUCCAAAACUAUCAACCACAGAUUGAACCGGACGGUACAGACGACGCUGCACAACCUGGUCACGGAUGAUCGGUCCUCGCCGAAAGCCCUAUGGGCGGUUAAGAUCACCCGCGACAUGUGGAAACGACAGAUCUGGACAGACGCGAAGGCCGUUGAGAUCAUGAAAGAGGCGGCCUUGAGUGACAAUGAGAAAUGUAUCGUCGGCGGUGUCCGCUUCUUCCUCGGUGGCGACAAGGAGCGAGAAGAGCUGGAAGACGAAAGUUCCGAUGAAGAGACGGUCGACCUGGCCAAGCUCCGGCAUCAGGUAGGAGUUAACAAGAAGAGCAAGAAGGCUGGGCGAAAACUCGAGAAUGCCGCUGCCACCAUCCGGCGGAAGGAGAAGAAAAAGGGCCAACCGCAUCCGCUGAACUUCUCGGCGCUACAUCUCCUGCAUGACCCGCAAGGGUUUGCGGAGACGCUGUUCUCAAAACAUCUUCAAAACACCAAAUCCAAGUUGAACCUAGAGCAGAAACUGCUUGUGUUGCAGCUGGUGUCGAGGCUGAUCGGGCUACACAAGCUGACCGUGAUCAGCUUCUACUCCUACUUCUUGAAGUACUUGACGCCUCGACAACCGUCGGUGACGUCCUUUCUGGCCUCACUGGCACAGGCAACGCACAACUUGGUGCCCCCGGAUGAUUUGGAGCCCCUAAUCCAGAAGAUAGCCAAUGAAUUCGUCUCGGAAGCAGCAGCCGGGGAGGUGGCUGCAGCUGGGCUAAAUGCCAUCCGGGAGAUCUGUGUGCGGCAGCCGUUGGCGAUGAACGACACAUUACUUCAAGACCUCGUCAUGUACAGAAAAAGCAAGGACAAAGGGGUCAUCAUGGCUGCCAGAGGCCUGUUGGGUCUAUAUAGACAGGUCGGAGCGGAAAUGCUGAAGAAGCGUGACCGCGGCCGAGACGCCGCGCUCGGUUUACGUUCGGGCGAGCAGAAACAGCAAAGAUUCGGCGAAGAGGCCGUGGGCGAAAUUGAGGGGCUCGAUCUGCUGGAGAAAUGGAAAGAGGAAGAGAAGCAGAAAAGAAGACUGGAAAAGGGACUCCCACUGGACGCUUCUGACGAGGACGAUGAUGAGGAAGACUGGAAUGCUUGGGACAUUGAGGAAGACGACAGCGAUGAUUCUGGCGGUUGGAUCAACGUGGAAAGCGACGAUGAAAUCAACAUUAGCGAUAGCGAGGAUGACAAACCAUCCACAAAGAAGGUCCGGUUUGACGCACAAGCAUCGGCGGGUGACAAGGAGAAUGGAACAACGAAAGAAGGAAACGAGCAAGUCGACGCCGAUUCAAAUACGGCACCAUCGCAGCCGAAAACGACUUUGGCGACCACGCGAAUUCUGACACCGGCGGACCUGGCCAAACUGCAGGAACUCCGCACGACGGCGUCGGUGUCGUCGCUGCUGAAAACUCACAAGUCUCACCACACGGCGCGAACAGCACAGACCAAUUCCCAACGCCACAUGGAUGAUCCGCUGACCGCCGCGGAGAUUGAAGGGUUGGCAUCUCUCUCGCACGGCAAGGCGACUCGCGCCCAGAAGCAGGCAUUGCUGCAAGAACACAAGGACGACCGGGAAGACCACAAGUCCAAGGCGGCUAGGAAGAAGGAACGUAAGGAAAGCGAAGGCAAGAGUACCACGAACAAGGAGAAGGCGCGCAAGAAGAAUUUCCUCAUGACGCUGAGCAAAGCAAAGUCCAAGGGCAAGAGGAGUUUGGUGGAGCAUCGCAAUAUCCUGCGGGCGCAUGCGGAGAGAGCGAAGAGAGGAGGUAAGAGAGGAAAUAGAGGGUGA